This is a messenger RNA of Hydractinia symbiolongicarpus, 1922 nucleotides long. RefSeq lists its product as uncharacterized. The transcript is spliced from 2 exons. The record is from RefSeq and is a predicted model, not a curated record. The coding region runs from base 1164 to 1775 and encodes 203 amino acids. Lineage: Eukaryota; Metazoa; Cnidaria; Hydrozoa; Anthoathecata; Hydractiniidae.
CCUAAUUUAGGUAACGAUGAUGUCAUUGUUCCGGGUACUUGGAAAAUAAGUUUCGACAUUGAUCUCGAGUCAAAAGCUGACACGAAGAGAACAUUGGUCUCUAACAUAGGGAGGGCAAUUGUUAAAAAGCUAGCUAUCAAGUUCGAGGGUACCGAGAUUCUGAGCAUUGAUGACUUUGACCUUUUCGGGUGCUACAGAGAUUUAUGGUUAACCAAGUCUGAAAAAAAAAAUGCAAUAAGACAAGGUAUCAUCUUUGAUGAAGGGUGUACAGAAAACUGUAUGAGUUGGAGCCGCGGAUAAAGACGUAUCGGAGGUAGCGGACAAAGCCAUUUAUGAUGCAUACAAAAAUAAGUUUAUCAUUCCUCUCGAUUUCGAAAUGUUGGAUAGCACGAUCCCAUAUUAUCAGGCUGGAUUAGGUAAUAGGCUGUGUUAUGAGAUAACAUUCAACAAUUAUGACAGGGUAGUAUUAUCAACACCUACCAAACCUUCGGGUUCCGCCACGGCACCGGCGCCGGAUGCUAAAUACAAAAUCUCCAACAUAUCUCUAGAAUAUGAGAUUGUGACACAACCCACACUCGCCAGAUUCAUCUCAAAUGAAUACCAAAACAUGGCCGUACUUUAUGACAGAUUUCUGAGACAUAGACAAAUUAGGGUGGAUAAGUCGGACACAACAUGGAAUUGGUCGUUCAAUACACCGUGCAAGUCUCUGAAGGGUAUAUUGGUUCUGUUUGAGGAAGAGAAAGCUUACAAACGAGAUACAGGAAGGUUCUACAAUCCUAAGAUCAAAAAGGUAUCCGCUAUAGUUGAGGGUAAGCCUAACUAACUUUUCGCUCAGGGGAUGCAACCAUUUGAGCAUUAUGGUGAAAUUUGCAAGUAUUUUGCGGAGGGCAAGCAAAGGGAUGGCAACGCCGGUGAAAUACAAAAACAUCUGAAACUACAUGAUGUGAAGGUCGCGGACUACCUAACCACGAAAUAUGCUCUAUGGCUGGAUUUCAGAACCAUAGAUGAAAACUCACUACACGGGACCGGCCGCCGGAUUGAAAAUGCGAGCGAGGGCAUCACACUGCAAGUUGAAAAGACGGUCGAAGCAGCGGGAUCCUUAAACGCUUACAUAUAUCUAAUAAUGGAUGCUCAAUUAAAUAUACAAAACGGUGAAAUUAUGGAUGUACUAUAUUAAGAUGGACUACAUGAAAGAUCCCCACACGGCACUAUUCGUCGGUCCAACCGGCUGCGGAAAAUCCAAACGCGUAGUAACGCUACUAGAGAGUGAAUACUUUGAUCACUUCGAUUUCAUUGUGAUUAUAUGUCCAACAUUAAGAUGGAAUAAGACAUAUAUGUGUCGAAAAUGGUUCUGGAGGGAUAGAUAUGUUAUUCUAAUUGAGCCCAUGGGCUUGUUGUAUGAAUGGAUCCAAAAGAUGACGGAUUUAUUCGCAGGAUACAAAACAUUAUUCCUGAUCGACGAUAUCAUCGCGGAUGAGAAACUGGACAAAAAGAGGCAACCAUUGCUGGAGCUGGCCAUCAGCGGUCGGCAUCGAAACCACACCAUGUGGCUGCUCACACAAUCAUACACCGCGAUACCGAAGAACUUACGAAGGCAGGCAAAAAUGUUAUAUGUGUGGUAUCCAAAGGACAGACAUGAUCUCGCAACUAUACACGAGGAGAAUGAUGUCAUUGAAUCAUCGGAGAUCCAGAAGGUUAAGGAAAGGCUAAAAGAUGGCAAAUAUACACAUUUAGUCAUGAGGAUGGAACAUCCAAGAACCCACGUGAUUUGCUAGAUUGGGAGUUUUUUGUUACAAGAGUCUUGUAACAAAUCUAUAGGAAAACUACAGUACUAUCCUAUAAUGAUAGAAUAUAUAAAUUUCAUAUUACUGCAAUAGCACUACAGCUAUCACCAGUAAUAUGAAAUUUAUAUAUUCUAUUAU